GGCCGGGCGGACAAGAUGCUGGGCUCGGCAGUUGUGGGCUGGGCCGUCGGCAAGUUCAUCUGCGCGAGGAACGGGCUCGCCAAGGAGUACUGCCAGCUCAAUAUCGUGCCUAUGCUCCUCAUGAUCCUCGCGAACGUCAUGGGCGGCGGCCCCAUGACAGCCAACCUGCUACCCGCAUGCUUCACUGCGGCAUAUGUCUAUGUCGGCUUCAUCGAGGACUGA
Molecule: messenger RNA, 222 nt
Organism: Emiliania huxleyi CCMP1516
Lineage: Eukaryota; Haptophyta; Isochrysidales; Noelaerhabdaceae
Exons: 1
Source: RefSeq, a predicted model, not a curated record